Messenger RNA from Morone saxatilis (striped sea-bass), 2303 nucleotides. RefSeq names its product 5'-nucleotidase domain containing 1 (gene nt5dc1). Lineage: Eukaryota; Metazoa; Chordata; Actinopteri; Moronidae. Gene Ontology annotation, molecular function: 5'-nucleotidase activity. The transcript has 15 exons. Bases 1 to 1581 code for a protein of 526 amino acids. The record is from RefSeq and is a predicted model, not a curated record.
AUGUCUGCCAAAACAAGGCUCAUCUAUGAGAGCUUUGCCAGGUAUCUGGUGGAGCAUAAAGGCUAUGACAAGGACCUGCUGAACCUAACCCCCGCUACCUGGGAUUUCUGUUUUAAAGGGCUAGUGGUGGAUCUGGAAGAUGGAAACCUUGUGAAGCUGGCUGAAGAUGGAACUGUUCUGCGAGCGACACAUGGAACCAAUGACCUCAGCACAGAAGAGAUCAUCAAACAUUAUGGUCCAAAGAGGGAGUGGAAGCACUUCAACAGCCUCAAUACCUCCUUCACAAGAUCUGCAAAAUACUAUUUCUAUGACAACUACUUUGAUCUACCUGGGGCUCUCCUUUGUGGAAGAGUUGUGGACAUGCUGCAUAAGCGAGGAAAUGAGGUGAAUUCCGACUUUUGGAAAGACAUGGUUGCUGCCAUCGACCACAAUUACAACACAUCUGCAUUCAAAGAGGAUGCAGGGACGUACUUCCCCAGUGUGAAGAGGGAGCCGGGCCGGUACCUGCAGCCCUGCUCGGACUCCGUCAAGGCCUGGCUGCGCAGCAUGAAGAAACCACAGCAUGUGUCACCUCCCAAGGAGAGCAGUCAGAGCCCCAGCUGUGUAUCAGUGUGUGUGUUCAGAAUCAUGUUCAAGCCACUGCUUUACAAGAGAAAACCAUCCCUGGCCUUCAGCCGCUGCAGUGUGGUGAGCCGGCUGGAGGCCAGUGACAGUCAGCUGAGUAUAUUUGAGCCUAUAGAUGCGGCUGUGGCUCAGAGGCAGACGGGUCCGUCCCCAAUGAAGGUUGUUGUUCGAUCCCUGCUCCUUCAACUGUCGAAGCAUUGUCUUUCACACAGUGGCCAGGUGCCCAUCACAGAGGUUAAUGUUGUUUAUCUGGCCCUUUACAGGAAGGAUUUCGAAGAGCUAUUUGACGUCAUCAUCACAAACGCCCUGAAGCCUGGUUUCUUCUCAUUGGUGCCCCAGCAGAGGCCCUUCAGGACCCUUGUGAACGACGUGGAGGACAGCGAGGGCCUGCCGUCGCUGGACAAACCCGGCUGGUACUCCCAGGGCAACUGGCCUCACCUCCACGAGCUGCUCAAGACCAUGACGGGGAAACCAGACCCCAAGGUAGGCCAGCCGCCUCAGGCUGAAAGAGAUGCAGGCUUCACGAUAAAUCAGCUCAGGGAGAUUCACACUGGUGUGAUGGAGAGGAGGAACGUGGCCCCUGGCAUUGACUGUCGGCACGGCUGCUGUGUGCCAGCAUGCUGGGAGUUCACUGAUAAAACAGGCCAGACAGUGCAGCCAGCUCCACUCAUACUUGAGCAGGGCAUGAAGGCACCCUCUGCCGUGUCAAAGCAGUGGGGCUCCUACUUUGUGGACGUACACAGGAGUGGAGGAGGGGACGAGGAAAGCCAGAAACUGACUUGGUGCUGCCACUGCAUUCACAAAUAUAGCACCAUGGCUAUCCCUAGUGUGGAGCACAUAGCAGAUCUCCCUCUGGAUUAUAAGUUCCCCAGGUUUUCUCCCGACAAGCCCUGCACCACCGGCUACUACCCCAGGCCCCCGGAUUCUUUGCUGAAGAGGUGCGAGAGUUUGUCAUAAAAAAAAAAAAGGAAAAAGUUUGGGAAAAAAGUCCUCCCUUACCCCUCUGCCUCAGGAGAGGAAUGUGCCUCCAUUUUUGCCUGUAGUUUCCCACCUGACCCCGCCGCCAUCUGUGGAGCACAGGAAGCAUACACUCCUCACCCAUUCAGAGAAACCAUGUGAAUGUAAGCCACAGUAUCUCUCUGUAAUAACGCCUACAUUUGAACGUUGUUUCGUGGUUUAGUGUACUGUACACGUGGAAAUACGACAUAAUAAGUGUGCGUGUGUGUCUGCAUACAGUAAUAAUAGGAAAUGUAGUGUUUUUAUUGUUUCAUGUGUGAGGCCGCUGUUAUUUUUAAUGGUAAAUCCGAUUUCUUCUAACUUUUCCCAAAUAAAGUGAACAUUUUACCGUCUCUUUAUCCCUGAAGUGAUUACCUCAAGAACGUUAUCCGCUGUAAGCAGAACGCAGAUGGUCACAGUGUGUUUGUCCCCUAAAAACCCCUUUGGAAUCAUUGUGUCGGUAUUUCUGUAUAACACUGUUAUUGUGAAGUCUACUUCUUUUAAAUAUAGUUUAACUGUAUGCGUUUUAGUAACCUUAACAUGAGGUUUAAGGUCUAAUGUUUCCCUCGUGUCAGUUUCGUAGAGGGUGUUAAUCUUCAGGUCAUUGUUGCUAAAGAACUGGCACAAUGCUGUCCUUUUGUGUUGGCUGUUUCAAAAAACACAACUUUGGGAAACAAUAAUAA